AUGGCCAAGGCGGAGAACUUAAAUAGCAUCGUCGGCGAGGCCUUCCGCAUCGCCUACGCCCAGCAGCGCGCGCUCCUUGAGAGCCGACGGGCCGCGACUCAGACGCAGACGGUGAACGUCACCGUGGCAGGCGACGCCGCAUCCCCUCCCUCCGCGACCGCCUAUCCAGUGACCGAGUUGGACUCGGGCAUCGCAACUGCAAAUGCGUCCUCCUUCAGAAAAGUCUACACGGGCUACGCAGCUGACUCUGGCUUGAGCUCUUCCGAAUCCGCCUCCAGGGUUCCGAAGCCACGACCCAUCCACGGUGCUUCUGACGGUGACGAGAGGCAUCCAGUUGCGAGGAAGUCAGUGCCCUCUGGAGUGGAUGAAAGCGUUGGGGAGUCACCAACUGGCCCGGUAUCGUCCAAGGUCACCGUCACCCAGUCCCACCGUUGCCAGCCGCAAAACGACACCGAAUUUUCAGCUCCAAAUAAGCGAGAGAAACCACACAAAGAACGUGGCCUCGAUCCAUUGUCUAUUCAGGAUGUGGGCAUUCGGCUCGCCAACACUGCGCAUAGUGGACGCGAAGAUGGCAGUAAAGAUGAGGUUUGA
Messenger RNA from Mesocestoides corti, 591 nucleotides. The record is from the annotation of a GenBank genome assembly. Lineage: Eukaryota; Metazoa; Platyhelminthes; Cestoda; Cyclophyllidea; Mesocestoididae.